Chinchilla lanigera (long-tailed chinchilla) is the source of this 6458-nucleotide messenger RNA. RefSeq names its product phosphodiesterase 11A (gene Pde11a). Gene Ontology annotation, biological process: signal transduction. Gene Ontology annotation, molecular function: protein binding; 3',5'-cyclic-nucleotide phosphodiesterase activity. The transcript has 20 exons. NCBI's taxonomy places the organism in Eukaryota, Metazoa, Chordata, Mammalia, Rodentia, Chinchillidae. Bases 31 to 2832 code for a protein of 933 amino acids. The record is from RefSeq and is a predicted model, not a curated record.
GUUUGUUCCAAGGGUAGAGUGCUCGGGACCAUGACAAGCUUCCGCCUGGACUUCGGGGAGGUGGAAACUUUCCUGGACCGGCACCCUGAGUUGUUUGAAGAUUACUUGAUGCGCAAGGGAAAGCAGGAGAUGGUGGAGAAGUGGCUGCGGAGGCACAGUCAGGGUCAGGGCGCUCCGGGCUCCAGGCCUGCUCCACCUGGCACGGGUGGCGUGGCCCAGGGCAGUGGCAGAGGCGGCAGCAGCGUUGGUGGCAGCACCGGAGCAGAUGGUUCUGCCAGCAACCAGCCCACUCCUGGCGGUGGGGACAGUGGCGGGGUUCCCUUGAGUCCCAGCUGGGCCAGUGGCUGCCGAGGCGACGGGAGCCUGCAGCGAAGAGCUUCUCAGAAAGAGCUGAGGAAGAGUUUUGCCCGCUCCAAGGCCAUCCAUGUGAACAGGACCUAUGAUGAACAGGUGACCUCCCGGGCCCAGGAGCCCCUGAGCAGUGUUCGGCGGAGGGCGCUUCUCCGCAAGGCCAGCUCUCUGCCCCCGACCACAGCUCACAUCCUCAGUGCCCUGCUAGAGUCAAGAGUGAAUCUGCCUCAGUACCCGCCUCCAGCCAUCGACUACAAGUGUCACCUCAAAAAGCACAAUGAGCGUCAGUUCUUCCUGGAACUGGUCAAGGACAUCUCCAAUGACCUUGACCUCACCAGCCUGAGCUACAAGAUCCUCAUCUUUGUCUGUCUCAUGGUGGAUGCUGACCGCUGCUCUCUCUUCCUAGUGGAAGGGGCAGCUGCUGGCAAGAAGAGCUUGGUCUCCAAGUUCUUUGACGUGCAUGCAGGAACCCCACUGCUGCCCUGCAGCAGCACAGAGAACUCAAACGAGGUGCAGGUCCCCUGGGGCAAGGGUAUCAUUGGCUAUGUCGGGGAGCAUGGAGAAACCGUCAACAUUCCUGAUGCCUACCAGGAUAGAAGAUUCAAUGAUGAAAUUGACAAGCUAACAGGAUACAAGACAAAAUCACUAUUGUGCAUGCCUAUCAGAAGCAGUGAUGGUGAGAUUAUUGGUGUGGCACAAGCGAUAAAUAAGAUUCCUGAAGGUGCUCCAUUUUCUGAAGAUGAUGAGAAAGUCAUGCAGAUGUACCUUCCAUUUUGUGGAAUCGCCAUAUCUAACGCGCAGCUUUUUGCGGCCUCAAGGAAAGAAUAUGAACGAAGCAGGGCUUUGUUAGAGGUAGUUAAUGACCUCUUCGAGGAACAGACCGACCUGGAGAAAAUUGUCAAAAAAAUAAUGCAUCGCGCCCAAACUCUGUUGAAAUGUGAACGCUGCUCUGUUUUACUCCUAGAGGACAUCGAAUCACCAGUGGUGAAGUUUACCAAAUCCUUUGAAUUGAUGUCCCCAAAGUGCAGCGGUGAUGCUGAGAGCAGUUUCAAAGAGAGCAUGGAGAAAUCAUCAUAUUCUGACUGGCUAAUAAAUAAUAGCAUUGCCGAGCUAGUUGCUUCAACAGGCCUUCCUGUAAACAUCAGUGAUGCGUACCAGGACCCACGGUUUGAUGCUGAGGCUGACCAGAUAUCUGGUUUUCAUAUAAGAUCUGUUCUCUGCGUCCCUAUUUGGAAUAGCAACCAUCAAAUAAUUGGAGUGGCUCAAGUAUUGAACAGACUUGAUGGGAAACCUUUUGAUGAUGCAGAUCAACGACUUUUUGAGGCUUUUGUCAUCUUUUGUGGCCUUGGUAUCAACAACACAAUUAUGUAUGAUCAAGUGAAGAAGUCCUGGGCUAAGCAAUCUGUGGCUCUUGAUGUACUAUCAUACCAUGCGACGUGCUCAAAAGCUGAAGUUGACAAGUUUAAGGCAACUAACAUCCCUCUGGUGUCUGAGCUGGCCAUUGAUGACAUCCAUUUUGAUGACUUUUCCCUGGAUGUGGAUGCCAUGAUCACAGCUGCUCUCCGGAUGUUCAUGGAGCUGGGGAUGGUACAGAAAUUUAAAAUAGACUAUGAGACACUGUGUAGGUGGCUCCUGACGGUGAGGAAAAACUACCGAAUGGUUCUGUACCAUAACUGGAGACACGCCUUCAACGUGUGCCAACUGAUGUUUGCCAUGCUAACCACUGCUGGGUUUCAAGAGAUUCUGACGGAGGUGGAAAUUUUAGCAGUGAUUGUGGGAUGCCUAUGUCACGACCUCGACCACAGGGGAACUAACAAUGCCUUCCAAGCUAAGAGUGGCUCCGCACUUGCCCAACUCUAUGGGACCUCAGCGACCUUAGAACAUCACCAUUUUAACCAUGCUGUGAUGAUCCUUCAAAGUGAGGGUCACAACAUCUUUGCUAAUUUGUCCUCCAAGGAAUAUAGUGACCUUAUGCAGCUUUUGAAGCAGUCAAUAUUAGCAACAGACCUCACGCUGUACUUUGAGAGGAGAACUGAAUUCUUUGAACUUGUCAGUAAAGGAGAAUAUGACUGGAACAUCAAAAGCCAUCGUGAUGUGUUUCGAUCAAUGUUAAUGACAGCCUGUGACCUUGGAGCCGUGACCAAACCGUGGGAGAUCUCGAGACAGGUGGCUGAACUUGUAACCAGUGAGUUCUUUGAACAAGGAGAUCGAGAGCGAUCGGAACUCAAACUCACUCCUUCAGCUAUUUUUGAUCGGAACCGGAAAGAUGAGCUACCUCGGUUGCAGCUGGAGUGGAUUGAUAGCAUCUGCAUGCCUUUGUAUCAGGCGCUGGUGAAGGUCAAUGUGAAACUGAAGCCUAUGCUUGAUUCAGUGGCUGCAAACCGAAGUAAGUGGGAAGAGUUGCACCAAAAAAGACUACUGGUCUCCGCUGCCUCCCCGGCCCCUACCAUCCUCACGGUGGCUGAAGAGGAAAGAAACUAAACCUCUGUCUUCACAAAGCUGCUGCAGAGUGACCGCAGCCUGAAGGGCCAGCUUCAACCCGGCCACGUCAUCCUCUUGUUCUCAUAGCUCAGACAGAACUGAAUUCUCAGGGAUGUGGAUGUGCUGGGAAGCGUGCUUGGGUUUUCAGCAUGGAGUGGUCAGCAGCCGAGAACGGGACAGAAGGACAAAGAAGGAGGAGUACUGGGGAGCUGGGAGCCUCGACUGACCCUGAUGAUUGCACAUGGGCUGAGACAAAGGCUUUGGGUAGAGGACUGAUUUGGACCCACAGACCUGGGGACAGGUCUGCCCAGUCUGAGUUCAGGGAACACGGAACAGUGAAAGCAUCCUUAUUGCUGCUUCAUCUUGUAUAUGCUCUUCAAUUUGUUACAAGCCAAACACUGCCUGAUUCUGUAGCCUUUCCUGGAGUGCCCCUUUGUGCCAGAUUACCCCAGGAAUCCAGCUUUGUAUUCCAUAGAGUUAUCUCAUUCUUAGUCUAUAGCUUCUUUUCUUCUUUUAAAGAUGAAGAAGAUGGUUUGUUGGGGCAGUGUGGAAAAGAAAGCGGAUAGACAACUACAUCAGAGCUGAGUGCCCCUCUUGCAGCUUCUUGAUGUCAGAUUAGAGCCUUUAGAAUUCCCUAUUGAAAAGAUAAAAGCUAUACUAUCCUUGCAGAUACCAACUGACCCUAAUCCCUCCCUCCACCAAAAGUCCAUAGUAGCAGUGCAACAGAUGUGUUUGUCUGACUGGUGUUCACAUAAGAUCUGUCACUCUACAGUGAGAUCAUGGUCUUGUUUUUCAGAGUUUUAAAAUUCAGCCUUCAUUGUGGACUAAACUUUCUCCCAGGAGAAAGAGAUUAAUAAACUUUAAUUAAAGAAAAAAUGAAAGGAAAUAAUAUAGCCAGAUUUACCCAAGUGACCUAACAACAUCUAGGAACUAUUUUCAACAGUGAGAGGUAUUUCACAGGACACACAGCAGAGCAGCAGAAACUGAACACUGGCUGGCUUGAGGUUUUCCGAUGAUCUGCUCUGGUAUAAAAUUUACUACCGCUAAUCAGUUUAAAGCCAAAUGCUGGAAUCCUCAAUUUUAUAUUCAGUGUAAAAAAGAAUACUUGACAGGAUAAGAAAUAAUGUUCUAGACAGAAAACACAUAUUCUAUAGGAAGUCAGGCUUAUAAUAAAUAAGAAUAAAUUCUAUUAAAUAGAUGCAAUGACUAGAAUGCCUCUUACUCUACCUGAGAGAUUGAGGGUUGGGUGUAUCUUAUCCAAAGAAUACUAGGCUAGAAGUUAGACUUUUACCCUACCUAUGUCACUACUGAUUGAAUAAACUUUUCUGCAUUUGUUUCCUUAUUUGUCAAAUAAGAUUACAAUGAUUUUCAAAUAUGCCUUAAUUUUAGAACUCUUUAUUAAAAUAAGUGUUUCAAGGAAUCUCCAUGAUGAGACAUCUAAAAUCUGAAGCCCGUUGCUUGAAGCAGAACUUGUAGAUCUAGAGUCCUUACAGAUCCUCAUCUUUGGCUACUCACCUGGUGGGCCACAAAGGGACUCUGAGGACUUUGAAAAUCCCUGGACUAAGUGAAACCUGAGAUUCAUUCCAGCUCUGAAAAAUCUAAAAUUCGCAAAACAUUUUUGUUUUAAUUUUCACUGAUCAGUAUGAGUUGUUAAUGUUACUUAUCAAGUCUUAAAAGAAAUAGAGGCCAAGUUCCACAAGGACGUUAUUUUCCUGGCUCACAGGAGUCACUUGGGAAAUGUUUGAAGAAGGAAUGAAUAAAAUUAAAGUAUGAAAACAGAAGCGAGGGGAAGCAGGUAAUCGUAAAGAAGGAAAUUUUGUUAUGGCACGAAAUAAAGUAAACAAAAAUUACAAACCAGGCAAGGCAAGGGAAUAAUGGGAGAAGAAGGCAGAGGAGAAAGAAGAGGAAGAGAAGGAGAAGCAAUAAAGGCAAGAUAGAGACUGAGACAGGUGCUAAAGGAGACUGCCAAGGAAAGGUGAAAGUCAAUCCAAACAAAGAAAAAUGGCACCGCCAACCAAAACAACGAGGGUGUAGAAUCCUGUCCUCUAUUUUUAAGAAAAAGACAAUUGAGCAGGGAGGGGUUUGACAAAAAAGAGAAGGAAGAAAUGGAGCCCUAAAACAUAAUGUUUCUAGCUACCCUUUACAGCUGUCUCUGCAGGGAAGACUGAGAAACUAGAGGAGAAAAUGAGUGCAGGAAAGAUUGCUUCUGCAGAGCAGGUAAGAGGAGGUUGUUCAGAUUUAUGGAUUUUAUUAAGCCAGUUUUCUGAAUCACUCUGCUAUAAAGGAAAAUAGCUUCUGCAGGGCUGUCUCUCUUCCUUCAGGUGAGGAACAAAGGAUGGGUGGAGUUAGGAGCAGACUGGUGCGCGAGAUCAUCAUGCAUCUGCAGCUGAGAAGCACUGCAGGUGUUUCUGGUACCGUGCCACAUCACAUUUAUAUCACAAACGGGAAUUGAAAAUUAGUCCACGUUGAGGCAGAGAGGAGUUUACAUCUGCUAUCCUCCCCAACAGUAAAUAAAUAAAUAAAUAAAUAGCCAAGACAAGUGGAUGCCCUUCCAUCUACAGCAAAAUUUUAAAGCUCGUGCUUUAUGAUAAAACUGGACUGAGGGAAUGUGAGAGACCACAGCCAGCUACAAGCACAGGAGCUACCCUGAACACUGAUGCUGCAUAGUGCUAAGGGGAACAUAAUUUAUAGCACAAACCCUACGGCUUCCACUAAGGUUGAGUUUUCCUCUCGUUUUCUUGCCUUUUUAUUGGCUUCACUGCACGGUUGCCAAUAGCAACAUCCACUAGUAGCAAGGGGAGUUCAACACCAUUGCAAUCUGCCAUACAGUGGAGCCCUGACAAUGUCAACCAUCAAUCAAGUAGCUGUUUGUAAUUGCCUCCAUCUAUUUCUCCUGUCUCAAGAUAUCCUUCCUAUUGUGGGUCAAGAUUCAGAAACUGCUGACUAAUGCCAUGGUCUGUUCCAACAUGACCAUGGAGCAGUGGAAGUGAGGGUAGCAGCCUUACUGCUACCAAUAGCCCCUGGGGGUUGGAGGUUGGACUCCUGAAAGUUUGAGGUAUUUUUAACCCCUUUAUAAAAUAAUUUAUAAUUUCCAAGAUUGUGAGGUGUGUAUGGUUUGCCAUAUAUUUUGCUUUCCCAAAAUAAAGAAAAACUGCCCAGUCCUUAUUAUUACUAUUUAUUUCCUAUUGAAGGAACGCAUUUGAAAGGUGAGCCUUCUUGUAAAACCUCAAACUGACCAAACUGGUUAUGCUUCCUCAGACCUCUUGACAUCAAUAGCUGAAAUGACAUCAUCCUCCUUUUUCUAUGCGAUGUGUUUUUUUCAGACAUGACAUUUAUUCGUAUUGGUCUAUAUUCCAGACAACACAUGUCAAGCCUACAACACAGCCUAUCUUGGCAGGUAAGAACAGCCUGGCAUUCUGUGAAGGGAGCCAUCCAGUGUGCAGUACACUGAGACGCCAUCCUACCUGGCCACUGGCUGGACCUGUGAUCUUGGGACUUUCUAUCUCUCAGGUUUCUCAUUGAUUAAAUAAAAACACUGACUUUUAUUCCAUUUCCACAUGAAAGGAGGAAGUUAUGCUUUGCUUUUUAAAAUUUUUCUAGAACAGUUUAUUUUUUCUUCUCCAAUA